AUGGCCGCUACUACGAAGAACAUGAAUACAGAUACAAUAAGUAAUGAUGCUUCAGUGCAGAAACCUAAAAGGAAAGUAGGCAGACCUGGUAGGAAAAAAAUUGAUACAGAAGCCAAGAAUAGAAGAACAGCACAGAAUAGAGCAGCUCAAAGAGCCUUUAGAGAACGUAAAGAACAAAAAUUGAAAUCGUUAGAAAGUAAAAUAUCAAAUUUGGAAAAGAUUAAUGAACACUCAGAAUAUGAAAGUGAAUUAUUAAAGAAUCAUUUGAAUGAUUUAAUUAAUGAAAUUACAAAAUUUAGACCAAAAUCUCAAAAGGAUUUACAAGUUUUGGAUUUAUUAACAAGAAAUAAUAUUGUUAAAGAAGAAUUAAGAAUUCAAAAUAUUCAAGAAGAUGAAAAUAUUGCAAAUUUAGAUAAUCCAAAGGGUAUUCAAUCAACAGAUGCUUCAACAACAACGUUAUCAUCGCCUCAUGGAGUUCAACAAACCGAAGUUCUUCCAGUGAAUUUGAAAAGAGAUGAACCCAUCGGUAUUAAGCCAGAACCAAUAUAUACACCAGAUACAUCGAAUUCUCCGAUGUCGAUAAAUUCGAACAAUGGUAAUAAUAACCAGGGUAUUACUGAACAAUCUUUAUUUGCGGCUGCCGCAGCAGAAGAUAUUGCAGCAGCAAUGGGUAAUAACAACUAUAUGAACACAACUGGGGUAUCGAAUAAUAACAAUAUCAGUGGUGCAUGUUCGGGAGGCUGCAAUAGUAAUAGUAAUAGUAAUAAUAGCAACAGCAACAGCAACAGCAACAGUUGUAAUGGUGGCAGCAGCAGUGGCAGCAGCAGUGCUGGUAGUAAUAUGGAUAUCAUUGAUGAUUUGUUCAAUGCAGCCUAUUCAUUUGACACUUCUUAUCAAUUUGGUAAUAAUAACAACGAUAUUAGUCUAUCCGCCAGCACAAAAAGUCAUUCUGAUAUUAAUUCUGAAUACAAUAUGACUAAUCGUUUCCCUGAUAUAAGUAACAACACUAACAUAUUUUCAAUGUAUGGUAACAUUGGUAAUAAUAAUGCUGCUACUACUGCUACUACUGCAACACCAAUAGAUAACAAUAAAUCGAGUGCAUUUGGACAAACUAUUCCUCAAUUCACAUUAAACAAUUUGAGUAAUACAUGGAACAACAACUUUACAGCAUCGGUAUCAGAUCGUAUUCCAAGCACGCAAUCCAGUGUUGUUGAUGGGAAUGAUCUGGCAGCUAUUCAAUAUGCAUUUGACGUACCUCCACAAAUGAAGACAACCGUUAGUGAUGCUAAUAAUAAUAAUAACAAUAAUAAUAAUAAGACUAGUACUAGCACAAAUGAUGGUAACGGACCUCAGUUCAUGUCUUUCUUAAACACUUCGUUAGCUUUCCCUGAUAUGGAGGACAAUGUUUUAUUCAGAGAGCAUAUUCCUGACAAUGCAAGUUGUUCUGAACCCACACCAGAUUGUGCAUGUCAUCAUAAUGAGGAUGAAAACGAGCAUGAACAUGAGCAUCCCGUUUUUAACAAUGGCAAACCUAUUAAAUGUGAGCUUCUUACAAGACAUAUCAUCAACGAUGAAUCCAUACACUCUAUCCUUAGAGACAAGAACUUCAUGGCCACAGGCGACUCCACAGUUGCAUCAGCAUGUGCAGCAGAUUGCGAUGGUAAAAGUUGCAAUAAGGUGGUAUUACCAUAUGACAAUGCUGGCAAUACAAUGAAAUGUGCCGAUCUAUGGAGACAUAUCACCACAUUACCCAAAUAUUCCGCUGUGGAUAUCGACAAUCUGUGUGACGAACUGAUGACAAAGAUCAAUUACUCGGACGAAGGCAUAACGAUCAAAUCUAGAGACUUUGACACUGCCCUGAGGAAACAAAUAUUGUCCUAG
Maudiozyma barnettii is the source of this 1881-nucleotide messenger RNA. RefSeq names its product Cad1p (gene CAD1). Bases 1 to 1881 code for a protein of 626 amino acids. Lineage: Eukaryota; Fungi; Ascomycota; Saccharomycetes; Saccharomycetales; Saccharomycetaceae. The transcript has a single exon. Gene Ontology annotation, cellular component: RNA polymerase II transcription regulator complex. The record is from RefSeq and is a predicted model, not a curated record. Gene Ontology annotation, molecular function: DNA-binding transcription activator activity, RNA polymerase II-specific; transcription cis-regulatory region binding.